This is a messenger RNA of Dracunculus medinensis (Guinea worm), 456 nucleotides long. Lineage: Eukaryota; Metazoa; Nematoda; Chromadorea; Rhabditida; Dracunculidae. The record is from the annotation of a GenBank genome assembly.
AUGAUACUUAGCGAUAUAACUAAUAACUAUGGAUGUAGUGUUUAUGCGAAUAAAACGGCUGAAAGAGGCGAAAAUGUGUACCUUUAUUUGAUGCGAUAUUUUAAUCCAUCUACCUAUAAUUUUAUCAGAUCUUCGAUGCCUUUCAAAGCUGCAACUCACGGGAUCGAACUUAUCUAUAGUCUCGGGGCGAAUAUUUUUGUCGCACCUUUCUGUAAGAAAAAGGAAGAUAUUAAAGUAUCGAAUUAUGUUACGAAACUAUGGACGAACUUCGUCAAAAGCGGUGAUCCAAAUGUGGAUACAGAUGCUGCAAAUGAAAACCUCGGUUUCAUAUGGGAGCCUGUAAGCCCUUAUCGAGAAGGACCUUAUCUGACUAUCGAUACUGUUCCUUAUCUUCGAAGUAAUUUUAUGGAUGGGCGUAUGAGGAAACUUCAUACCAUCUUCUCUUCUUUAUAUUAG